This is a messenger RNA of Protopolystoma xenopodis, 846 nucleotides long. The record is from the annotation of a GenBank genome assembly. Lineage: Eukaryota; Metazoa; Platyhelminthes; Monogenea; Polystomatidea; Polystomatidae.
GUGACGCGCGAAGCUUUGCUUGCACCAUUGGUAUAUGAGAACUUGCCUGUCUGUUGUGCUCUAGCUUAUGCAUUUUGGUUCAUCCAGUUUAAUGAAUUAUUGACCUCUUUGAUGGAUUUAAUACAAAACUCAGAUUUAUCCAUGAAAGAAAUUGGUAAUCGGUUCUUUGCCGCCGGACAGUAUGAAAAGGCUUCACAUUAUUAUACGCUUGCCAUUGAGAAGAGGCAGACGGAAUCUUGCUAUUUCUCCAAUAGGGCCCUUUGUUUUCUUCAACUCCAAGAGUAUGAUAAAGCGAUCGCUGAUUGCAGGCGUGCUUGGGAACUAAAUCCAUCUAAUCUUAAGGCAUAUUUUUUCGCUGGUCAGGCCUAUCUCGCUUUGGGGAAUUUCGAUGAAGCAUUGCCUAAAUUGACUCGAGCGCAUAACCUUGCCUUGGAACAGCAUAUUAAUUAUGGUGAUGAAAUAACUGCUGUCAUUAGAUUGGCAAAGCGGAAGAAAUUUGAAGCGCUGGAUGACAAGAGAAGACAGGAGGAGAUAGAACUUCAGACUUAUCUUACUAACAUCAUUCGAGCUGAUUAUGAAUCUAAGUGUCAGGCGGUCAAAAGCCAACCUGAAUCUCUCUUAAAAACCAGUGGUGUUGUGGAGAGCAUCGAUUUUCACGAGUAUUCUUCCCGGACACAUCAUGAAGACAUUGGAAUAUCAUCAUCAGAACCGAGGCUGCAAACCCCUGAUAAGUCUUUUGGAGACCCAACUGAUACGAAACAUCUCAAUAAAUUGCAGGCAGAAAUGCAGCGGAGGCUGGCGGAAGUUAACGAUAUUUUUACACAGUUUGGUUUUGUGGGUUUUUGA